Messenger RNA from Piliocolobus tephrosceles (Ugandan red Colobus), 2357 nucleotides. RefSeq names its product myosin light chain 12A (gene MYL12A). Lineage: Eukaryota; Metazoa; Chordata; Mammalia; Primates; Cercopithecidae. Gene Ontology annotation, molecular function: calcium ion binding. The record is from RefSeq and is a predicted model, not a curated record. Bases 1523 to 2038 code for a protein of 171 amino acids. The transcript is spliced from 4 exons.
GUUGGAAAUGACGCAAUUGUUUUUAUUUUUAAUUGGUACCCUGAGUAAUUCGUACCAUCAAGGAAGUCUGGGAAACAAAUCACGUUUGUUUCAAUCACCUGUGGAACUGGGGCGAUUCCCCCCCCCCCCCAGUGACUUUAUCACGAAGUUAACUUUGGAAUAUGCUAGUGGUUAAUACACGGAACGUUCCCGAGAUCCCUCAAGAAAGAAGCUACGAAUACUUAGAAGAUACUAUUCCGCAGCGUUUACAGACAGUUAACACUGUCCGUUCCAGAAGGAUUCGAGUGACGGCCUGCUUUGAAGGCGAAGACCACAGGGUAACCCAAGCUUCAGAAGGGUUCUGGCCACGGAGCCACACUGGUCACUGUCUCCUAGUGCUGGGAUGACGGCUCGAGCAUUAGAGGAUCCCACUCACUCCUCUGGUAGAUGAGGUCAGAGAGCUGAGGGGGCCAGAACAAGUCUUCCUUAUCGGAUUCUGGGCGGAAAAAGAGAAAGUCCUCCCGGACUUUAGUAAGAGUCAUUGUUACGAAUUGUUCUAGGCAAGGAGAACUCAGGAGAAAUAGGCCCAAGUUUUGAUUUCUGUUUUCACCAAGCCGCAAGUCCUAAUCGUAGCAAGAGGUGCGAGGGAGUCGCCUUCCUUCCCGCCUAGUGGGACCCAAGUCAGGCUGUCUUUGUUAGCCAGGGUCAAAGAGGCUCUGCCAGGGAAAAACGACGGCAAAUAUUUUUCAAGAGGGAGGGAGUCUCCAGCCACUUGUGACCUUAUGAAAUCCGUCUGGGCCAAAAAGAUAAUGGACGCUUGGCUGAGGGCCCCAGGGACACACGUUUCCUCCUGUAUGGAGAAGGCGGGACUCUUCAUAAAAUUACAGUGCACACAGAGCUGGCAUCAAGGUCCACUCCCGGGCUACACACACAGCUCCGAGGCCCUCAGGCGGAGACCCAGAGCCCGCGAGGGGCGUCACGUGCAGGCACACUACCGCGGAGGCUGGAGCCCGGCCUCGGGGCGGGGCGAGGGCCAGUCACGUGUGUCCGCCGCCGUCUCCUCGAUUUCCCUACAAGGACUUGGGCCGACGGGCCCCGCCCUUCGCCGUGCCCUGGAAUGUGCGACCAAGCAAAGCCACAGGACGGACGCAACCAUCUGCGGAAAAGAUAGGGGGGAGGAAGGCUUAACACUGCAACAAGAGGUACAAAAAAGACGGAAACUCAGUUAACAGGACCCAGCGAACCAUUAUAUAUUGCUCUAUAUUCUAGGUCGCCCGCUUUACACUUCCUUCUCGUGCACUUGGUCAAUACCGUGCUCGCUGACCACAUUGGCGACUUCCCUCCAUGUCGCCCCUCCGUGAAGUCUGGCCCACUCUGCGGGCCAAGAAAGGUGACCCGGUUUCCUUCCGGCUUGCUAAGCGGAGGCCGGAAGCGGUGGUUUUUAGCGGCUCUCUGGAUAGUAGGGUGGUGGUGUAAUAGCGGCAGCGAGGGGCUCGCAGAGGUGCUCGGAUUCUCGUAGCUGUGCCGGGACUUAACCACCACCAUGUCAAGCAAAAGAGCAAAGACCAAGACCAAGAAGCGCCCUCAGCGCGCAACAUCCAAUGUGUUUGCCAUGUUUGACCAGUCACAGAUUCAGGAGUUCAAAGAGGCCUUCAACAUGAUUGAUCAGAACAGAGAUGGCUUCAUCGACAAGGAAGAUUUGCAUGAUAUGCUUGCUUCAUUGGGGAAGAAUCCAACUGAUGAGUAUCUGGAUGCCAUGAUGAAUGAGGCUCCAGGCCCCAUCAAUUUCACCAUGUUCCUCACCAUGUUUGGUGAGAAGUUAAAUGGCACGGAUCCUGAAGAUGUCAUCAGAAAUGCCUUUGCUUGCUUUGAUGAAGAAGCAACCGGCACCAUUCAGGAAGAUUACCUGAGAGAGCUGCUGACAACCAUGGGGGAUCGGUUUACGGAUGAGGAAGUGGACGAGCUGUACAGAGAAGCACCUAUUGACAAAAAGGGGAAUUUCAAUUACAUCGAGUUCACGCGCAUCCUGAAACAUGGAGCAAAAGACAAAGAUGACUGAAAGAAUUUCAAAUUCCAGCCAAACGUUCCUUGUUGCCACUUUGGGUAUUUUUGAGAUUUUCUCUUGCAUGCCCUUAGCUUUACAGCUUUUGCAUUUCCUGUUGUAUUUAUUCUCAGCCAUUUUGGGCAUAUGUAUCUUUAUACUCAGACUGGAAAAGGGACUUUCUAUUGAUAUCAUUUUCAGAAUAGAAAAUAGGGUAAUUUAACCUACCAGCCCUUCCCCCCAAUAACUGUGGUCUAUACAGAGUCAAUAUAUUUUUUUCAGAGAAAGUUAUUUGCUCGAUUUUUUCUGAAUCAUAAUUAAACUUUAUGAUAACAUA